AUGGCAACGGCUUUCACGCCCAUAUGUGCUGAGAAGAGGAUUUCAUUGCGAGUUUUCGCUGUGGUGUUCUCUUUGCGCACAAUUCUUGCAGAACAACAGCUCAAGGACACACUGACGGUGCCAUUGCAGGAGUACAUAUCGCUGUAUGAACGGCCCACGCAAGAUGGGCACAGCCGUUUGCCGUUGCGCGUCAGCGAAUACUACGGCUCCGUGUUGAUGGGGACUCCCCCACAGGAGUUUGGUGUGGUUUUUGACACUGGCUCUGGAAAUAUUGUUCUUCCAACUCUCAAGUGUGCGGACGAGGCCUGCGAGGAUCACCACCGCUUCUCCAGUGGCGCUUCAAGAUCCUCUGUGCAGCUGGCCCUUGAGGAUGGUACACCGCUGCGGCCUGGACAGGACAGAGAUACAACAACUAUCACCUAUGGUACUGGCAAGCUUACGGGCGAGUAUAUCCAGGAUAUGCUUUGCCUGCGACAAGGUUCUGGGCCCGCUGCAGUCAUGAAUUCUGCCUGCUUGAAAGUGGACUUCCUGGGCGUCACGCAGGAGUCUCGCUUUCCCUUCACGGAACUGCCAUUCGACGGGAUCUUUGGCCUUGGAUUGGCUGGUUUAUCCGCCGGACCUUCUUUCAACUUUGUCAACCGUUUGGUCGCAGCCAACGAAGCUAUCCGCAGUCCAACCUUUGCUUUCUUCCUGAGACGUUUGGAUGCAGAUGAAGAUAGUGAGAUCACCUUCGGAGGGUACCGGCCAGAACGGUUGGAAGGAGAUGUGACGUGGUUGCCCGUUCCAAAAGACGAGGCAGAUGAAAAAGGAUAUUGGCUGGUGACAAUGCGCGAUAUUUACGUUGGAGACAAGCCUCUCCACGUGUGUGACGACUUCAGAUCAAAGCCCCGCUGUCAGGUGGCCAUGGACACCGGCACAGCCUUGAUGAUGGGUCCACGCCAUGGCGUUGCAGAGCUACUACGCCAUAUUGGCGGUUGUCAGUCGAUUCCAUCCAUUCGCUUCGACUUGGACACAAUCGACGGAGGCAUUUUCAGCGUCAUUUUGGGACCCGAUGAUUAUGCAGAGGUCAAAGGUUCAGAUUGCGCAUUCGCUUUUCAGCCAGUGGACCUCCCACCCAACUUGGGCCCCAUGUGGGUCUUUGGGCAGACGGCGUUGAGGAAGUACUACACCAUCUACGAUGCCAAGAAGUGGCAUGUCGGCAUAGGUUUGGCCAAACACACGGUGAAGAAGCGACAGAGCACCCUGGUACAGGAGGGUGAGCCACCACCAAAGAAAGCUGAACCAGAGGUCUGUGAGGAUGACAACAAGAACAUGGUCUGGAACCAUCUUCCAGGAUGCAAGUCCUUUGCUUCUAUGGGGUAUUGCCAUCGAUUUUCACCCCUUGCGAGGAAAUAUUGCCGCUUGUCCUGCGCGUUGUGUACGGUUGGCAGCGCAAGCGAAGCACAGCUGGUCGGAGAGAAAGACCUCCAGGAAAGCUCCUCUGCAUCGGUGCAGGUUGCUGGCUCUGGAAUGAGCCUUUCAGGGGCUCGCCGUGGUGUAGUUAAGGUGAGAACUCUCAGCCGAGAAGAGUCUUGA
Molecule: messenger RNA, 1575 nt
Organism: Cladocopium goreaui
Lineage: Eukaryota; Dinophyceae; Suessiales; Symbiodiniaceae
Source: the annotation of a GenBank genome assembly